AAGACAUGGUAUCAGAAUCGAAGGAUGAAGCUGAAACGCCAGCACCCACUGGGCUGGCCUGAACCGGACAUCAGCCCCUUCUCCGGCCAGCCUCUCUCUCUGGAUCAGGGACUGAUGCCAGACCUGGUGAAGUGCCACAUCCAUGGCCAUGAACACAGCUCUGCUCUGUGCAGUGAGGAGAUGAUGGGACAGAGAUCACUGAUGGAGCAGCCGUUCUCCGAGCUACUACAGCCCCCCUCCGUCCAGGGAAAUCUGGAGACCCACCCUGCCGGUUCCUGCUUCCACUUCCAGACCUCACCGUCAGAGAACCACCUGGACACUCACCUGGGCGGCUUCUGCCAGGAGCACCUGGUGGUUCCAGAGACGCCACCUCCACCAUUCACAGACCCCAGGUGUGGGAUGGGCCGGGUGGUCCCGGGGGAUGCCCCCGCCCCCUCUUACAUGGAGCAGCUCCAGAACCCACCUCUGUCGCCCACCUACUCAUUGACACAAGCUGAGCUCUCGUCCCUCCCGGAGGUGAGGGUCAGAGUGGGGACCAGGACCACUCAGGACAUUCACAUCUACCAGAACGGCUGGAGCUCCCUGCAGUCGGGUCACUGCUCGGGGUACAUGAUGAUCACUCCACUGCUGGACACCUACGAUGCGGAAUCACCUGCCUACACACAGUCCUGUAGUCACAGCUUAGUGGGCUGAGACUGACAGACACAGAGUGCCGGAGUAACUCAGUGGGUCAGGCAGCAUCUGUGGAGAACUUUCUGAUCCUCACUGAGUUACUCCAGCACUCUGCGUCCAUCUUUACUACGGUUUGUUUUUAUAAUAUUUAGUUGGGUGAGACUGGUCUAGUGGUGAAGAAAUGUAAUUCAGUAAUAUAACAUUCCCCUCAUACUCUCUCUCAUUUCUCUGCACCUUUUGCCCACCCCCCCCCCAGCCCCUCUCUCCUUUCUCAUCCCC
Molecule: messenger RNA, 951 nt
Organism: Leucoraja erinaceus (little skate)
Lineage: Eukaryota; Metazoa; Chordata; Chondrichthyes; Rajiformes; Rajidae
Exons: 2
Coding region: 25-693 (222 amino acids)
Source: RefSeq, a predicted model, not a curated record